CUGUGCUGCACUGAUGUCGGUGUUGGGACCUCAGCUGUAAGAGACCUCGCUUGGAGGAGGGAGAGGACAACCCAAGUUGUUCAAGUAUGGACUUCGGAGAGCCACAGGAUGCUACCUAUGAUCCUGAUGACUCGAUCACAGUCUUGACUGAGUCAGCAGAUGUGACAAUGGAAUCUUCCAACCCUGUUCAUAAGACACCCACAAAUAUUGUCUAUGAAAACUGCCUCCUGGAGCUGUUUGAGGUGUGGCCUGUGUGUCGGCGGGGGACAGAUGUAAUAUUUAAGCCGGUGAAAGCAGAUGCAACCCUCCGUCACCAUGCCAGCGGGAAAACAUCAACGGAGCAACUUCAUUCUGUUGAUAAUGGCUUUGUCAGUCAUGUUGGAGGACUGCAGGGUCCAUGGCUGUUGGACUGGCUCUGGUUCAGAGUGUGAAAAAGCUAAUUUUGUCCCAGGCUACAACCUGGCAGGACAGGGCUUCGAUGUGGUGAAGAUGAAACAAACGGGCACGUAUGCCAUCAACGUCAGAGCUUACCUGGAUGACAACCACACCUGCACACUGUGUCCCAACCGGUUCCAAAACGGACAGAUUCAGAAGCUUCCAGCGGCGGUGCUGGACUGGCGUCCCCUCAGCCGCUGCAGUAAGCAGCUUUCUAGUGGCCUGCACCACUCGGUGGAAUCCCUGCUGCGCAGCUCCAACUCCCUGGUUAGCAACAACUGGAACGUGAAUUUGGGCCUCGACAACGUUGUCACGGCAGAGCUGGGAGGAAGCGAAUCCGAACUGGCAAAGUUUGCUAAUAAACAGCACAGCGAGGGCAAGACCACUUUUGUCACCCAUGAACUCAGUUGCACCUUCUACAGCUACAGGCUGGCUGAUCAUCCCCAGCUGAGUACAGAUUUUAAAAAGCAUCUGAACCGACUCUCACCGAGUUUAAACACAAGCCAGGACAUAGUCAACUACAUGCGUCUGAUAGACACCUAUGGAACACACUAUAUACAACAGGUCCAACUUGGCGGAAAGGUGAAGCGAAUCACUGCCUUGAGGACCUGUGUGGCCAUACUGAAUGGUUACUCAGAGUACGAGAUCAAUAACUGCCUGAACUCCGAAGUCCAAAUGUCUCUAGGUUUGCCCUCUGCUAAAGCAUCCUUCUCCUACAAGUGUGAAAACUUCCUGAAAGGCAGAAUGAGUAGGAGCAUAGGCUUCUACCAAGCCUUCAUGACCCGUGAGACCGAGGUUAUCGGGGGGGGGAAGUUCAUCUCUAACAUCCUCUACCAGCAAGACCAAUCUGAAGCGUUCCGCAGCUGGAUGAACAGCCUCCACGACCACCCUGAUGUGGUUUCCUAUGCCAUCCUCCCUCUGCACGGUUUGGUGGAGGACCCACAGAUCAGUGCCAAUCUGAAAAGCAUUGUCACUCUCUACAUUACAUGGCACUACAUGAUGGAUUGGCAUCCUCCUUCCAAGAGCUGUUCCCCAACUCAUAACCUUGAUCGCCACUGUUGUCCAUUAAGGGUUGGCAGAGGAACCUUCAAACUUUGGAAUCUAAGAGCUGACGGCCUGAAUUCGGACCCCUUCUCACGAACAGACGCCUACGUGAAAAUCCGCUACCACGACCAUUACCAGAAAGCUGACACGAUAGAUAACAAGAAUUACCCACGGUGGGACAAAACAUUUGAUUUUGGUUCUGUUGAACUGUCUCACAAGCUGACAUUGGAAGUCUGGGAUGAGGAUGUGCACUAUGAUGACCACAUUGCGACAUGUUCGAAUUAUGUUAAGAGGGGAAGUUACUCCAUGAUCUGUGAGCUCAGUCCAAGUUCCGGAUCUCUCCACUUCGACUACUCCGUCACAUGUGAUGCUCACUUGACAGGCAUUAGGUGUGAAAGCUACUCCCCCGAUGCUUAGUAGGUUGUUAGGUGACAAUGUUUCAACAUAGAUUUAGAUAUAUAGAUGAUGUUCAAGUUUAAUAUAUUUGCCAUUUUAUUAUUGCAUUUGAACUAUAAACACAAAAAUGUCAUGUUAUAAUCUUGUAGUAAACAUUAAUUUAACCAGAAACCAGUUGUCUUCUAUGUAAACAAUGCCUUGUAAUGUUUCUGCAUUUAUCAACCAAAGUCAAUGUCCUUCUACAUCCAUCAUACAUAACCAAAUAAAGAAAUGUCGAUUCAAGACACUGAUACAUA
Messenger RNA from Pleuronectes platessa (European plaice), 2171 nucleotides. Its product is annotated as perforin-1. The record is from RefSeq and is a predicted model, not a curated record. Lineage: Eukaryota; Metazoa; Chordata; Actinopteri; Pleuronectiformes; Pleuronectidae. The transcript has 6 exons. The coding region runs from base 298 to 1896 and encodes 532 amino acids.